Menidia menidia (Atlantic silverside) is the source of this 2082-nucleotide messenger RNA. NCBI's taxonomy places the organism in Eukaryota, Metazoa, Chordata, Actinopteri, Atheriniformes, Atherinopsidae. The record is from the annotation of a GenBank genome assembly.
AUGCCCGUCGCCAUGGCGUCCACCACCGUGUGCAUGAGGGUGGAGCUGUACGGCUGCCCCUGGGAGGACGGCCUGAUGUCCUACAGCGCCCCUGAGGGUCAGCUCAUGGUGCUGCCCGGCUACUCCUCCGUCAGCCUGAUGGACUCCACCUACGACGGCGUGCACGAGAGGAGGCGACUGACCGACGGCGUGACCGGCCAGGACAACUUCCUGGUGACCCGCCAGCACCCCCAGUUCCCCGUCCGGCCGGGCUACGGCUACCUGGGCUGGAGGAACGACUCCCAGGGGACGCAGGAGCACGUGGAGAUGGAGUUUCCCCGCCUCUCUGGGGCCUGGGAGGCGGAGCCUGUGGUGUUCAACACGGUGCUGGACGACAGGAACCCGAGCGCCCGCUACGUCACCGUGCCGCUGCACCGCCGCGCCGCCCGCUCGCUGCGCUGCCGCUUCCACUUCGCCGACGUCUGGAUGAUGUUCAGCGAGAUCUCCUUCCAGUCAGAGAAGCACUCAGCUAGCAGCCGAUUUCCUGCUCACACUGAAACCUUUUGGGUCCACAUCUGGGCAGCUGUUCCCUCAGCCAGCGCCCAGCCAGACGAGGGCAGCACGCCCGUCCUGAUUGGCUGCCUGGUGACCAUCAUCCUGCUGCUGGUCGUCAUCAUCUUCCUCAUCCUGUGGUGCCAGUGUGUCUGCAAGGUUCUGGAGAAGGCGCCCCGCCGCAUCCUGGGGGAGGAGGUGACGGUCCGGCUGUCGUCCUGCAGCGACACCAUCAUCCUGCAGACCCCCCCCGUGCCCCCCCGAGCUGGCCACGCCCCCACAGGCCCCCCCGACGGCGACCCCCACUAUGAGAGGGUGUUCCUGCUGGACCCCCAGUACCAGAACCCGGCCGUGCUGAGGAGCAAGCUGCCCGAGCUGUCGCAGAGCGCCGAGGCCUCAGCCCUCCUCCUCGGCAACCCUCUCUAUGACCUCCUCCUGCUGACUUCCUCCUGUGGGGGGGGCUACGCCGAGCCGGACGUGACCCAGUGCACCCCCCACCAGUGCUUCCACAGCAGCGCGCCGCACUACGCCGAGACGGACAUCGUGCGGCUGCAGGGCGUGACGGGCAGCAACAUGUACGCCGUGCCCGCCCUCACCGUGGACUCGCUCACCCGCAAGGACAUCUCCGCCGCCGAGUUCCCACGGCAACAGCUGCUCUUCAGGGAGAAGCUGGGGGAGGGGCAGUUUGGAGAGGUGCACCUGUGCGAGGCGGAGGGGCUCCCGGGGUUCCUGGGGGAGGGCUCCCCGCUCCCCGACAGGGACAGGCGCUCCGUCCUGGUGGCGGAGAUAAAGAUCAUGUCUCGUCUGGACGACCCCAACAUCAUCCGGCUGCUAUGUGUGUGCGUGUCGUCCGACCCGCUGUGCAUGGUGACCGAGUACAUGGAGAACGGAGACCUCAACAUGUUCCUGUCCCAGCGGGAGAUCGAGAGCACGCUCACGCAUGCCAACAACAUCCCUUCAGUCAGCCUGCCGGACCUCCUCCACAUGGCGGUGCAGAUCUCCUCGGGGAUGCGGUACCUGGCCUCCCUGAACUUCGUGCACCGGGACCUGGCCACCAGGAACUGCCUGGUGGACCGCCGCCUCACCAUCAAGAUCGCCGACUUCGGGAUGAGCCGGAACCUGUACAGCAGCGACUACUACCGCAUCCAGGGCCGCGCCGUGCUGCCCAUCCGCUGGAUGGCCUGGGAGAGCAUCCUGCUGAUCUUCACGCUGUGCAAGGAGCAGCCCUACAGCCUGCUGACCGACGAGCAGGUCAUCCAGAACACCGGAGAGUUCUUCAGGAACCAGGGCCGCCAGAUCUUCCUCUACGCCCCCCCCCCCCGCCCCCCCCCCCCCCUUCGAGCUCAUGAUGCGCUGCUGGAGCCGCAACAUCCCCGACAGGCCCUCCUUCGAGGGGCUGCACCGAGCCCUGAGGCCCCACGUCAGCCAGUGAGGCCCGGAGGCCCGGACCCAGGGGCCCGGGUCCGGAUCCAGAGGCCCGGGCCCAGAGGACUGAGUCCAGAGGCCAAGAUCCAGAGACCUGGGUCCAGAGACCUGGAUCCAGAAGCCUAG